CCACGCCCUGGAUCAAAGUUGACCACGCACGAGCAGUGAGCACUCGUCUGCCCCCACCACCGACAAUGGGCCUCUACCUCCUAGAUUACGGCGCAGGAAAUGUCCAAAGCCUCGCAAACUCGCUCGGGAAACUGGGCUACGACUUUCAGUGGGUCGCAUCUGCCGAUGACUUCCACAAGGCCACCAGUCUGAUAUUCCCUGGGGUCGGUGCGUUCGGCCAAGCAAUCGAUGCCCUCGAAUCCAGCGGCUUUUUGCAGCCGCUGCGCGACUACAUCACGUCUGGCAAACCUUACUUUGGCAUUUGCAUUGGUAUGCAGGUUCUCUACCAGUCAUCUGCGGAGAAUCCAUCCAAGCGUGGACUCGGAAUCAUCCCCUGCCCCAUCGGUGAAUUUUCGUCCACCGACAAAUCCGUCCCGCACAUUGGCUGGAAUGCAGUCGAGCUCCUCGAUUCAGGGGAAAAGUCCGAUGAGGGCGUGUCCAAGGCGUCACAUUACUACUUCGUCCAUUCGUACCGUGCUGUGUAUGACCCUGUUGCCUACCCCGAAGCCGCGGAAUGGACACAUGGCGUCACGCAAUACGGUCAGGAGAUCUUUGUGGCAUCCGUACGCAAGGCCAACGUCUUCUGCACGCAGUUCCAUCCUGAGAAAUCGGGAGAGGCGGGCCUCGAGAUAAUUUCUGCCUGGCUCUCUGAACCAGAGGCCGCACGUGCGAUUGCACCGCCCACACCCCGUGUAGUCCGCUCCCCGCGGCUGAAAGACGGCCUAACCAAACGCGUCGUCGCGUGCAUGGACGUGCGUUCGAAUGACCAGGGCGAUCUCGUCGUGACAAAGGGCGAUCAGUAUGACGUGCGGGAGAAGGCCCCUGCUGCGCCCGGCGCAGUCCAGACAACUACCUCCGGUGAGGUUCGCAACCUUGGAAAACCUGUCGCGCUUGCGGCACGGUACUACACAGCAGGAGCCGACGAGCUUUGCCUGAUGAAUAUCACUUCCUUCAGGCACUCUCCCCUACGCGAUCAACCAAUGCUUGCCGUGGUCCGUGCAGCAGCGGAGGAGGUUUUUGUACCUUUGACGAUCGGCGGUGGCAUAAAGGACACCGUGGAUCCCGAUGGCACCAAGCGUUCCGCUCUGGAGGUCGCUGGAGCGUACUUCCGAGCCGGUGCGGACAAGGUUAGCAUCGCUUCAGACGCGGUGCACAUUGUCGAACGAAUGCGCCAGAAGGCACGGGGGACAGGCUUGGACGAGGACGCUGCCGUCGGCGACGGGACGAGCUCAAUAGAGACCAUCGCCCAGGCGUAUGGCCGUCAAGCUGUCGUCGUCUCAAUUGACCCACGCCGGGUUUACGUCGAUCUCGACUACGAUGGUCCGUACAAGUCGGAACUUGUCUUUGGCAGGUCAGACGAAGAGGAACAAGAGCGGGGGAAGGCGUGGUGGUACCAGUGUACUGUCAGCGGCGGUCGCGAAGCACGCCCCCUUUCGGUCGUGCAGCUUGCGCGCGGCGUUGAAAAGCUCGGUGCUGGCGAACUCGUCCUCAACAGCAUUGACCGGGAUGGCACUGGCAAGGGCUUCGACGUAGACUUAAUUCGGCUCAUACGCAAGAAUGUUCGGAUACCCAUCAUCGCAAGCAGCGGCGCAGGAUCAGCUGCUCACUUCGUGGAGGUCUUUGAGAGGACGGGUGUAGAGGCUGCUUUGGCUGCAGGUAUCUUCCAUCGUGGCGAGGUCCAGAUUCCAGACGUAAAGGAAGCUCUUUCAAAAGCAUCGUUCAACACACGGAUAUGACGAAUACAUAUUCUUCGCAGCAAUCGCAAAUGUACAGUACUACGUAGAGAACAGAGUCUUCGAAUACAACUGGUGUGCAACAAGUGGUGUAUAUUGUGCAAAUCUGGUGAAGCGCGAACUAGACUACAGAAACUGGAAAUGUUGAAUGAUACGAGGUGACUGGAGCCGAAACUGCUACUAGGACUUACAGUAAAAUUGAACGGGUGAGUAACUACGAACAUCGCAGGCAGCGGAUGGUCACAUAAAUCUGAAGAGGGAUCGAAGUGUAAAAUGACAGUGGCUGAUCUACAUUCGGCAGUAGGGGAAUCAUUGAGAGUUUGGAAUAGUAGCUGCAUGGUGAAUAGUCAGAAAGUAGAGACAAGAUCGGAGGAAAAACGAAUCUUGGAAAAAGAGAAGCAUGCCAGCGAGGUGUGGACAAGUUGAUUCACGCAAAGUACAUACACACCAGCUGUGGACUCUCGAUCGGUACAACACUAUCUCGUAUCCUACCCUAUUCAUAGUCUUCGUAAGCCGUCGUGAUUAUUUGUUGGCAACCCCGUUUCCCUUGACGACACCCUUCACCUUCUUCAAGAGGCUAGUUCUGCGACCGAGUCCGGCACCACCUCCGUACGCCUGAUCGAAGUACGAAUCCUGGCUGACUUCGUUGGGCGAUGUAGGAGGACGCGGCAACGACUUCUCCCUACGACCCGCUGCAGGCUCCUCGACGUACACGAACGCUUCCUCCGAGGGAGAGGGCAAAUCCUUGCUCACCCGGCCGCCGAGGCGUCCUAGGAAGGAAUUCUGGGACCUGUGAGUGGGACGCUGUGCAUGGGAGGAAGUGGAGUUCUCGGUGGAAGUUGGAGGGGAAGGGUCUCUGUCGGUGGGGGGCUCGUCCGAGAGAGGUGGCACCAUUGGGUUGUCCCGCAUCUUGCGAAUACGAUGCAUGAGGGACUUCGAUCGCUUGGGGGCACCUGGAGACGAUGGACCGGUAGGCGAUGACGGGACAGCUCCACCACUCACGUCAGCCUCACCCUCGGAGACGAAGAUAGGCUGAGGAGGAGGAAUCGGGCUACGCGUGGUCGGCUGGCGCUUCGGGGUUGAGUCCUUAGCGUGCCUGUCCCGCGCCUCGCGGUCCUUGUUGCGUCGUGCGGAUGUGGUGCCGUGGCGCGAAGUAGGGAAGGUGAAUUCACUAUUGCCUCCUCCAGCAUAUCCUCCGCCAGCGGAGAAGUCUUCGAAAGGUUCAGGUUCGUGGAUACCCCACGCUUCAGCGAUUGCAUCGUGUUUCUUCUUGGGCGGCUCGUAUGGAGUGUAGAUUCCAGGGGUCGGGUAGGGGGCCUGGUGUGAAGAAGGGAGCUCGCGGGCAUUCGCAAGAGCGUCUUGAUCUUCCUCCGUUGCACCCGUCCAUGCAAGCAUAGGCGCUUUAGUCCGGUGCUUGUUGCGAGAGGGUGCGCAGGCAUCGAAAGGACCAUCAUGGUGGAACACUAGAGGAAAU
Messenger RNA from Phanerochaete carnosa HHB-10118-sp, 3246 nucleotides. RefSeq lists its product as uncharacterized. Gene Ontology annotation, molecular function: imidazoleglycerol-phosphate synthase activity; oxo-acid-lyase activity. Bases 66 to 1775 code for a protein of 569 amino acids. The record is from RefSeq and is a predicted model, not a curated record. The transcript is spliced from 2 exons. NCBI's taxonomy places the organism in Eukaryota, Fungi, Basidiomycota, Agaricomycetes, Polyporales, Phanerochaetaceae. Gene Ontology annotation, biological process: L-histidine biosynthetic process.